Molecule: messenger RNA, 573 nt
Organism: Fonsecaea erecta
Lineage: Eukaryota; Fungi; Ascomycota; Eurotiomycetes; Chaetothyriales; Herpotrichiellaceae
Exons: 3
Coding region: 1-573 (190 amino acids)
Cellular component (GO): oligosaccharyltransferase complex
Source: RefSeq, a predicted model, not a curated record
AUGAUAACAGACGCUCAACUGUACAGCCUGGCCAUCUUCCUCGGCAGCGCGGCGAUGCUGCUGAUCGUGCUGUACCACUUCCUCGAGGUCAACGCGCAGGGGGACGACAAGUUGAACGGAGAACUGCGGGAUGAGAAAGCCGGCGUGGGGGCUGUCAAACCACCGGCUUCGAUAUGGCACCGACUGUUGCAAAGCGAGACAUGGACGGAGCGUCGAAAGGUUACGACUGGUCUGACCGCCGACGAGCGAUGCCUCCGUCUGAAAUUCAGCCCGCUUCAAGGACAAGAAGACCGCGCCGUUCUGCCCAACGCGAAGAGGAGGACAAAGACACAACUCAGCACCGAAGAAAGAGCCGAAGAAUCCAGGAAAGAUCCGACCAACAUCACCCGCAAAAUCCGAGAAGCCCUGAGACCUCUCGCAUGGGCCUACGAUCACAAGAGAAACAAGCUGCAAACCAGCCAUGAGCUACAAGAGGAGGAGGACGGACAAAGCCACCGCAAAGACCAUCAGGAAAGCAACAACCUCGUCGGAAAGAGAAAGGCAAAGAUCCUACACCCUCACCGGCAGACCUAG